Messenger RNA from Ricinus communis (castor bean), 1683 nucleotides. RefSeq names its product serine-threonine kinase receptor-associated protein. NCBI's taxonomy places the organism in Eukaryota, Viridiplantae, Streptophyta, Magnoliopsida, Malpighiales, Euphorbiaceae. The record is from RefSeq and is a predicted model, not a curated record. Gene Ontology annotation, biological process: spliceosomal snRNP assembly. Gene Ontology annotation, molecular function: protein binding; RNA binding. The transcript is spliced from 7 exons. The coding region runs from base 497 to 1390 and encodes 297 amino acids. Gene Ontology annotation, cellular component: SMN complex.
UUUUUGAAAAAUGGAAAAAUAAAAUUCAACACUAUAUAGCUACUGCUCUGUGUAUUUGCGUCUCUGCGUUUAGCCUCUUUUUACAGGCUCUGUAUCUCUACUUUUCUAAUUUUUCAUUUUCGUUUUUAUUUUUUUUCUCCUUUGAUUUUUAUUAAUUUUAAUUCUUCAUUUUUCAUAGGCAAACAUUUGCAUUAGCUUUAGCAAAGCUUCAAUCAUAGCUUCAGAAGGACGAGAAACAUUCCCCACAAGAUAUAGACUUUACAUAAAUUAAAAAAUAAAAAGAAAAAAAGGAAAAGAACUUUUGUAACUUGAUUUUGAUAUUAGAAUUUGUUGUGCAGUUCAAUUGUGAAUUAGAUUUUGUAUCAGUGUAUUAUUCAACAAGUGAAGAAGAGAAAAAAGAAAAACAAAGGAAAAAAAAAAGAUUUCCUUAAAAGUUUUGAUCUUCUAGAUUUUUUUUUGGUUCAAUUUGUUGUUGUUGUUGUUGAUUAAGAGAAAAAUGGAUAAGAAGAAGGUGGCAGUGCCUCUAGUGUGCCAUGGGCAUUCACGUCCUGUUGUGGAUUUGUUUUAUAGUCCUGUUACUCCUGAUGGAUUUUUUCUCAUUAGUGCCAGCAAAGAUUCUAGCCCAAUGUUGAGAAAUGGAGAGACUGGAGAUUGGAUUGGGACCUUUGAAGGACAUAAAGGUGCAGUAUGGAGUUGCUCCCUGGAUACAAAGGCAUUACGUGCAGCAUCUGCUUCUGCAGAUUUUACAGCGAAAUUGUGGGAUGCGUUGACUGGGGAUGAGUUACACUCUUUCGAGCAUAGGCACAUUGUCCGGGCAUGUGCAUUUUCAGAGGAUACACACCUACUACUCACUGGUGGAAUGGAGAAAAUUCUUCGUUUAUUUGACUUGAAUCGUCCAGAUGCACCCCCAAGAGAAGUUAACAGUUCACCUGGUUCAAUCAGAACUGUUGCAUGGCUUCACAGUGACCAGACCAUAUUAAGUUCUUGUACUGAUAUGGGUGGUGUGAGGUUAUGGGACAUAAGAAGUGGCAAAAUUGUUCAAACACUUGAGACAAAGUCUCCUGUAACAAGUGCUGAAGUGAGUCAGGAUGGUCGGUACAUAACUACUGCUGAUGGGUCAACUGUUAAGUUUUGGGAUGCAAACCACUUUGGCCUGGUUAAAAGCUACAAUAUGCCAUGCAAUGUGGAAUCAGCUUCAUUGGAACCAAAACUUGGUAAUAAAUUUGUUGCUGGUGGAGAAGAUAUGUGGAUCCAUGUAUUUGAUUUCCACACAGGAGAACAGAUAGGUUUAACUAAUGCAUUUACAUGUAGGAUGCAACAAGGGUCACCAUGGACCUGUUCACUGUCUGAGAUUCUCUCCAGGAGGGGAAUCUUAUGCUUCAGGAUCUGAAGAUGGAACCAUAAGAAUAUGGCAGACAGGCCCUCAGAAUCAUGAUGAGAACGGACCGACUGGAAAAGCGAUGGCAUCAGCGGACGAUGUUACCCAGAAGAUCAAGGGCAAGGAAGGGAAAACUGCCGGAACAGAUCCCUGACUAGGCAUUAGACAGUUUGUUUUUAUUUUGGUCUGUGCUUUAGUGUGAAGCUGUAGGCAUGUGCAUGUGUGACAUUUUGAUGAUCAACCUGCUUUGGAAAUAAAAAUUAGACGAAUCUUUUGUGAGCAAGAAAAUGUUGUUAUUAUUAUCA